Molecule: messenger RNA, 5612 nt
Organism: Drosophila guanche
Lineage: Eukaryota; Metazoa; Arthropoda; Insecta; Diptera; Drosophilidae
Gene: Pvr
Product: vascular endothelial growth factor receptor kdr-like
Exons: 18
Coding region: 392-5341 (1649 amino acids)
Biological process (GO): positive regulation of kinase activity; multicellular organism development; protein phosphorylation
Cellular component (GO): signaling receptor complex
Molecular function (GO): ATP binding; transmembrane receptor protein tyrosine kinase activity
Source: RefSeq, a predicted model, not a curated record
AUAUACGAAUCCAUAUACUCGCGCCGCAGUCAACUUGAACGUCGAACGGGGUAUUAACGUGCGCGCUCUCAGCUUUUACGUACGAUAUUUAUAUGGUGAUCUGAGCCAGAACAGACUGUUCAAACUUGUCGACGACGCAGUUUGUUUUAUUAUUAUUUGUUAUUGAAACUCUUCCCCCACGCAAGAAGGUUUUAUUUAACAAAAAAAAAAGUUGAAAACUGCAUCGCUAAGUGAGCCUUAAGUGACUACCAGGCGUGACCAUGGCAUUACUGGGGCAAAUGUGUUAACGUAUAUUUCGUAUAUAUACCAAUUAUAGUCAAAUCAAAUUAGCUUAAUAUUUAAAAGCACAAAAAAACAAAUAACAAAUAAAUUCAGCAAAAAGUAAAACAAAAUGCGAUUGGCCCACAGUUUGGUGGCCUCCUGCUGGCUGCCUUUACUCAUUUGGAUAUCGUGGAGUGCUGCAUUGCCUCGCCCACAGUUCGAACAGGAGGAUAACGAGGUGGCCACCAGUUGUGGCGGCGAUAAUGGCGCACCACUGAUAACGCCCUGCAAGGAAUCCAUCAAGCUGGAGUACCGAACCGACUACACGCUGCGCUGUGAGGGCAGUGAGCCGAUCAUUUGGUGGGCAAGUCACGAAAAGCCGCUGGUCAGCAGCUUCGAUAAUGCGGCAGAGGAUCCACAGCGUCCGUAUGGCCUGCAGUUGCACCUGAUGGAGGUCACAGCGGACAACGUGGGAGCUUAUUACUGCAUCAAGGAGUCGGAGGCGGCGCGAGUCAAUAGCAGCACAGACGAAAAACUAAGCGAAAUGCUGGGCGAGAUGCUGAACAACGAUCUGGCCAGCACCAUUUAUGUGUUUGUCAAUGAUCCACUUAACCUGCUGGUGCCAACGGGACCCAUUGUACAUGCUCGUCAGUAUACGGAUGUGGUGAUACCCUGCAAACCCUCGAUGCCCGAAACGGAAGUGCUGCUGACAUUCAAUGGAGAUGUCUAUUCCAGCACUACCUCUGGUCGUUACGAUCCCAAGCGUGGCUUUACCAUCGAAAUACGCAGCAUCACCGAUGGUGGGGAGUAUUAUUGUGAGCCAGCGCUACCUUCCCCUGACAAUGAAGAGGAGAACACGUUCAUACUUGUGCGCUUUAUCGGUAACGGUCACAUUGAUACAUCUGGAUUGGAUAGUGCCUCCACCACCAACCUGCCGCCUAACAUAGAAUACAACAGAGUUGAUGCGGAGGUUACUGCAGAUAAUGAUAAUGAUGAUGAUUUCCUCACUACUGUAACUAACACAAUACAAAAGGGUAAUGUGGCUCUAAACUCUGGUGCUGGGCUUGGUCGAAAUGAAACUGAAAAUGAAACUGAAUCCGAAGAUCGCUCAAAAUUACAUUAUCCAUUGCGUUACAAGCGUAGUCCAGCGCGUCUGCUGGCACCGAUGAGUCCAUCGCCCUCACCAAAUCUAGGGCAAGCGAAUGAUCGCUUGAAUAAGCCCUCGAUCAGCUCCACUGCGCGGAAUCAUGUGUAUGCAAAUGGCACUUUCACCUUGGUCUGUGAGCUGUCUGCGCCGCAGGGCGUCAACUAUGACAUGAGCUGGAGCACACCCAACAGCAGAGAUAAGUGGACACUGCACGAGGAUUCCUAUCAUCUCGGUUCUGGUGGUCGCAUUACCUACACAAAGCCACGUUUCGACAACACCAUGAAGAACAACACCCACGUGGUGGGCAGCAGCAAGUUGACGGUGACCCAAGUCCAGCGCACCGAUGAGGGACCCUACAAGUGCAUUGUCACGGAUAGCUUUGAUCGCCAGCAGUUUAUCUCCUACAAGAUUAAAGUCAUGCAACCCAACUCGAGCUAUUUGGAUGUGCGGGAGCCCGCUGGUCACUACAAUGUGAAUGAGUUUGCCAAUCGCACCAUCACAAUGACUGCAGAAUUUGGUGGCUAUCCGCAGCCCAGCUUCAAGUGGUACAAGCCCGAUGGCAGCGAGAUUUGGCAGACGGAGCACAAUUUCAACAUUGUGUCGGAGGAGUCCAGCACCACGCUGCGUUUGCACAACGCGCAGCUAAAGGACAGCGGCACCUAUGUCCUCAAGGGCACCAAUGGCAAUGUCACACGUUCGCUGGAGUACAAUGUGAGUGUCAUGUCCUCGCCGGAGCUCAGCAUGGAGGAUGUCUAUGUGCAGGCGGGCAAUGAGGCGCACUUGGAUUGCCUCGUGCGUUCGUUUCCCCCAGCGGUGGUCACCUUCCUCUUCAGGCCGUGCACGCUGGUGCCGCGUUGGCCCACCUGUUCCACACUCAAUCAGAAUUUUAGCUUACCCGCUGUCCGAGAGGCAUUUAAGUUCAAUGUACAACCACGACCGGGUCUACUCACUGUGGAUCGCAUCUAUGCGGUGUCCUUUACACCCACAGAGCCCGGCAUACUCACCUGCGCUGCGCAGAAUCUGGUGGAUGGAGUGCCACGCAUGGCCACUACCAAGUCUCAUGUGUUGAUGGGUAACAUUGCGGAGAACAUGACCAUCUAUGGCCUGGAUGAGCAUCGAAAGAUUGCCAAAGGCGAUGAGGAGAGUUUCACAUGCGAGGCUUUGGCCUAUCAUUUCGAUGGCAAUCUGCAGUGGUAUCACAAUGGAGAGGAAUUGGAGCCAUCAGAGGCUCUACUCAUCCAAACCAGCCACACCAAUUACUCCUACAAGAGCACUUUGAAAUUCCCAUCGAUGGGUGAUGGCGAUCGUGGCACCUACGAGUGUCGUGCCCAUCACAUACACCAGCCCAGAGAGUACGAUAGUCGUGAGAUUGAUGUCUAUGUGCACGAUCCCAAGGCGCCGCAGUGGGUGCACACCAAUCUGAAUGCCAAUUCAAAGAUGGUAAAGAAAUUGGGUGAAUCUUUGGUGCUAGAAUGCCGCAGCAUGGCCGUGCCGCAGGCGAAGGUGCGCUGGUUCAAGGAUGGCAAGGAGCUGCGGGAAACAAAUCUCACGCACAUCAUGGAUGAUCAAGAAAAGAUGCUAAUAACUCACUUGUAUCCCCAUGACGAUGGCGUCUACAGGUGUCUGGUGGAGAAUCGUUUGGGCAGCAUUGAGAACUCCAUCACGGUGGUCAUUGCUGAUAUGCCUGGCAUUAACCAGGCUUGGAUUUGGUUUGGUGUCCUGCUCCUCCUCAUUCUCAUAAGUCUUUGUGCCUUCCUGUGGGUGCGCUACCAAAAGGAGCACAAACGUAAUUUGGCCCUGAAGGCUGCCGGUUUGGCCAACUUCGAGGAGGGUGCCGUGGAGCACAUUAAUCCUGCUCUCUCUCUCGAUGAGCAGGCGGAUCUGUUGCCCUACAAUCGCGAGUUUGAGUUCCCGCGCGACAACCUAAAGCUGGGCAAACAGCUGGGCGCUGGCGCCUUUGGUGUCGUUCUGAAGGGCGAGGCCAAGGGCAUACGCGCGGAUGAACCCACCUCCACGGUGGCCGUCAAAAUGGUCAAACGCACCGCCGACAAUGAGGUGGUGCGCGCACUGGUCUCCGAACUGAAGAUUAUGGUGCAUUUGGGACAGCAUUUGAAUGUGGUUAAUCUGCUGGGAGCGGUGACCAAAAAUAUAGCGAAACGUGAACUGAUGGUCAUUGUGGAAUAUUGUCGCUUUGGCAAUGUGCAAAACUUUUUGCUGCGCAAUCGCAAGUGUUUUAUCAAUCAAAUAAGUCUCGUUAACGACCGAAUCGAUCCAGCGAUUAUGAUACAACGAGUAUCCGAAAACUUUGAGCUAAAUCGCGAUUUAAAUGGUGGCGGUGGUGUCGUUGUUGGUGGCUUGAAAUAUGCUAAUGUUGGUUUCCCCAACCAUCCGUAUUUCAAUCACAUGAACUCCGUAAACAACAAUUAUACGCAAAAUCAUCGCAGAAAUUCGGACAAUGAUCCACGUUCGGGCACACGUGCGGGUCGACCUGGCUCAGCUGGCUACAGCUACGAUCGUCAGACGGAUACCUGUGCCACAGAAGCCACUAUGAUGACAACAGUGCCAGAGGAUGAACAUGUCAUGUCCAACAACUCGAUACAGCCCGCUUGGCGUUCCAAUUACAAGACAGACUCCACGGAGGCCAUGACCGUGACCACAACGGAUCUUGUUAGCUGGGCUUUCCAGGUGGCACGUGGCAUGGACUAUUUGUCCUCAAAGAAGGUGCUGCAUGGUGAUCUAGCAGCACGUAACAUACUCCUGUGCGAGGACAAUGUGGUGAAGAUUUGUGACUUUGGCCUGGCACGUUCCAUGUAUCGCGGUGAUAACUACAAGAAAUCAGAGAGCGGCAAGCUGCCCAUCAAAUGGUUAGCGCUGGAAUCCCUCAGUGAUCAUGUGUUCAGUACUUAUAGCGAUGUUUGGUCCUUUGGCAUUGUGCUGUGGGAACUGUUCUCGCUGGCCAAGGUGCCAUAUCCCGGCAUAGAUCCCAAUCAAGAGCUGUUCAACAAGCUCAACGAUGGCUAUCGCAUGGAGAAGCCGCCAUAUGCCAAUCAAGAGCUGUACGAGAUAAUGCUAGAGUGCUGGCGGAAGAAUCCCGAGAGCAGACCCUUGUUUGCUGAGCUGGAGAAGCGUUUUGCCACCAUGCUGGGCGAGGAUGUGGCCAGUCACUAUUUGGACCUCAACAAUCCCUACAUGCAAACGAACAUGGAGUACAUGAAGAAUCAGUCCACAGACUACCUAGCACUCAUGGGUUCCCCCGAUGAGCUGGCGCCGGCGGCACCACGUUACGUUAAUGGCCAUAUAGUGCCCGAUAUUAGAAUCGAAGAGCUGCCCGAUGACUAUCAGGCGAUGAGCAGCCCGCCCGAUACCAGCACUGCCAUCUAUUCACCCACGCGCAUCGAUGGCGAUGAUAUGGCACCAACGGCCAAUUUCACAGAGUUUGCCGACUUCUCACCCCUACAAACAACCGACACCUCUUUCACCUUCCCAGAUACAGCCCCAACGCCACCCCAAAGCCAACGCUCCAAUGUCGGACAACAUUCACCGACGCUGAGCAACAAUAUGAACAGCGGUCUGCACAAGCCGCUGCGUAAGAAGAACGGCCUGCCGACGGUGGAUGCCGCCGAUCAGGCACCCGAGGAGAUACCCAUGCUGCAUCGCACCUCCACAUCGGACGGCGAGCCUAGUCCGGAGCAGGGGCGACGCUUCAAUCAGGCGCUAAAGCAGCAGUAUGUCACGCCAAAGCCAUCGCCGCGGCACCACGUGGAGACGAAACUGAACGGCGAUGCCGAGAACUAUGUGAAUGUAAAGCCGCCACGUAAAAAUCUCUCCAAUAAGCCCACAGCCAGCGGUGGCAGCAACAACACAGAAGCAUUCUCCAAUCCCAGCUAUCAGCCGCUUUCGGCGUUGAAUGAGAAGGAGGAGCGAAGGUAUUAGGCGGAGACAGAAGAGCCUGGAGCGGAGCAGCCAGCUAGCUUAAGUUAGACAAAACAAUACUACUUAGUGGCAUUGUGAUCAUUCUGAUAUAGCCCUAAGACGACACUCACUCCAUGUUAUAUAUAGUAUGUUUAUGUAUGUAUACAUUGAUUAAUGCCAUUUCAUGUUUAAUUUUAAUUGUUAUUUGUAAGUCGAAUUAUCGUGUAUGUUUAUGUGUAAUGUAUGCAUGUACCUACAACAAUUACUCAAAUAGAUUGGGUAUCAAAUUAAC